Molecule: messenger RNA, 1938 nt
Organism: Scomber japonicus (chub mackerel)
Lineage: Eukaryota; Metazoa; Chordata; Actinopteri; Scombriformes; Scombridae
Gene: fam114a2
Product: family with sequence similarity 114 member A2
Exons: 12
Coding region: 406-1428 (340 amino acids)
Source: RefSeq, a predicted model, not a curated record
UCCCCUCCCCCCUCCUCCACUAACACUCCUGACACCUCCACCGACGUCGCUCCGACCAGGAAGACCAGGAGGAGACCGGAGCCCAAACCUGAGACCAAAGCUGAGGAGACGCCGAAAGUAGAAGAGCAGCAGGAAAAGACUCCCGCUGAGUCCACAGUGGCUCAGGCUGGAUGGGGCUAUUGGGGCAGUUGGGGCAAAUCCAUCUUAUCCACGGCAACCGCUACCGUGGCAACAGUAGGUCAGGGUCUGACGCAGGUGAUAGAAAAGGCGGAGACGUCUCUGGGAAUCCCGAGUCCGACCGAUCUGUCGGCUCAAGUGGAAGAAGAGCAGAAAGAAGCAGAUGAACUCAGCUCUCAGAAGGAUAAGUCAGAUGCAGACGGCUCUGCAGCGGUUGUAGGAAGUGCGAUGGGAAUGUUGUCGUCGUUCUCCAGCGUCGUCCAGAGCACCGGUAAAACGGUGCUAACAGGCGGUCUGGACGCUCUGGAGUUCAUCGGGAAGAAGACCAUGGAUGUGAUCGCGGAGGGAGAUCCCGGCUUUAAGAAGACCAAAGGACUCAUGAUCAGGAACUCCACGCUGUCUCAGGUGUUGCGGGAGGCGAAGGAGCGAGAGGAGCAGCAGACGGCAGAGAAGGACUCGUCAGACUCAGAGAAGAAGCCGGUGGCUCAUUAUGGGAUGUUGUUUGAUGAAUAUCAGGGUCUGUCGCACCUCGAGGCGCUCGAGAUCCUGUCCAGAGAGAGCGAGUCCAAGGUGAAGUCCGUCCUCACCACUCUCUCAGGAGACGAGCAGCAGAGACUCAGAGCCGAUCUGGAGCUCAUCAAGGAUUCUUUCUCUCUGGUGGAGUUCGACGACGAGGAAGUGGACGAGAGGAAGGACGGAGACGGCUCGGAGUUUGAGAAGGAGUUAACGGAGGCGAUGGAAGGACUCAGCGUCUCUUCAACUGUCAGCAAACUCUGCAAGGCCUGUAAGAGCACCUGCAGCCAGAUCACUGCUAUGACCAAACCAGAGAGGGAAGAGGAAGAGGAACAGGAAGAGGAAGAGGAAGAGGACAGGAAGAAGUCUCACUCUGUAGAGGAGGUUCACGCUGCAGCCAUCAGGAGUCUUGCAGAGCUGACGGCUCGGUCCAUCGAGCUUUUCCACAAACUGGCCGAGAUGAUCCUCUUCUCCAACGGCAGCACGGAGGCCAGCGUCCUCUCACAGUUAACGGUCGUUCUGUGUAAAGAACUCUCUCUACUUUCCAAGAAGUUCACUUCCUGUCUAACAACAGCAGGGUCAAAGGAGAAAGGUGAAGUCCUGAACCCGCUGAUAACUGGAGUCUUCUUAGAGGCAUCCAACAGUGCUUCCUACAUCCAGGAUGCUUUCCAGCUGCUGAUGCCGAUCCUGGAGAUUUCUCACAUCCAGAGGAGAGAAGAAGAAUCCACUCAGCAUUGAGAGGAAGUAGCAGCUGGUGAUGAUGAUGUCACUUCCUUUAAAAACAGCUCAGGACUAAAUCAAUUCGGAGGAUAUCAACUGUCUAAACUUUUUUUUUUGUCUCAAACAGUGUUAACUUAGUUUAUGGACUCGUUGAAUUAAAGGAGCAUUCACACAUUUCUGAUAAGAAGAGAGACAAACAUGAUAUUCCUCCUUCUUUAUUCUAACUUGUACACUACUUCCUGCCUCAAAGAGCAAAGGACAUAAAAGACAUAAAGGACAUAAAGGACAAAAAGGACAGAAAGGACAGAAAGGAUGGAGAGACAGAAAGGAUAGAAAGGAUGGAGAGACAUAAAGGACAGAAAGGAUGGAGAGACAUAAAGGACAGAAAGGAUGGAGAGACAGAAAGGACAGAAAGGAUGGAGAGACAGAAAGGACAUAAAGGAUAGAAAGGAUGGAGAGACAGAAAGAAUGGAGAGACAUAAAGGACAGAAAGGAUGGAGAGACAUAAAGGACAGAAAGGAUGGAGAG